Messenger RNA from Aspergillus melleus, 858 nucleotides. Its product is annotated as sulfotransferase family protein. NCBI's taxonomy places the organism in Eukaryota, Fungi, Ascomycota, Eurotiomycetes, Eurotiales, Aspergillaceae. The transcript has 4 exons. The record is from RefSeq and is a predicted model, not a curated record. The coding region runs from base 1 to 858 and encodes 285 amino acids.
AUGUCGUUGAUCCACUCCGAUAACCUGGCUCCCCAGCCCAUGACCGAUAUCUUUACCAGCGACACCUGCAUCGACCGCCGACAAUGUCACCGCACGGUACCCAUGAAGGUGCUGGCUCUGGGUGUGGGAAGAACGGGAACUGCCUCUCUCCGGAUCGCCUUGGAGCGUCUGGGAUACUUGAAGUGUUACCACAUGAUGUCCGCCAGCGUUGAGAACCCGCCGGACUGCUUGAUGUGGCACGACGCUCUGGCUGCCAAAUACGACGGCGUGGGUGAGUUCGGAAGAAAGGAAUGGGACCAGCUGCUGGGAGAGUGUCAGGCUGUCUGUGACUGGCCUGCCUGCGCCUUCGCCAAAGAGCUCAUCGAAGCCUACCCCAAUGCGAAGGUCAUUCUGACCACUCGCGAGGUGAACUCGUGGCAUGCUUCCGUCAUGAAAACCGUCUGGUGGCGCGUGUCCGACCCGGAGCACAGCUUCGUUUCCAACUUCAGCUGGGCCGCCGGCAUGUACUACCCCAUGUUGAACAAGUUCUUCCAGACCUUCUUCCGCGGCGACUUCCCCAACAAGGGCAAGCAGGUGUACGAGGACCACGUUGCCGAGAUCCGCAGCCUGGUGCCCCCCGAGCGUCUGCUGGAAUACCAGAUCGGCGACGGCUGGGGCCCGCUGUGCGAGUUCCUGGGCGAAGAAGUUCCCGAUACCCCCUUCCCCCGUGGCAACGAUAUGGCCGACUUCUUCAAGCGCUGCCGUACCCGCAACAGGCACCAGAUGCUCAACGCUGCCCUGCAGGCCGUCACCAUGGGCAGUGCUAUCUUGGCCACUGGCUUGGCUGCGACCAUGGCGUUUAAGCGAUUUGCUCGGUGA